AAUGGGAGUAUGUUCAAAUAAGAGUAAAAAAAGUAUGAACCAAUAUGAAGAGGUACAUAAUAUACUAAAUAGAUUAGUAAUAUAUAUAUUUAUUGGAUAUUCAACAUCCUGCUAAUGUGAAUCAUAAAUAUGCUAAUCAUUUUACUUUAAUUUAAAAUCAAUAUACGGGCUAAGGAAUUAGACGUACUCAUUAAUAUACUACCAUAUUAUCAAGAAUAGAAUGGGAAAACAAACAAAAUGAAUUUUGGGGUAGAGAAAUCAAGUUAUAUAAAGAUAGUUAUAAAGAUUCUAUGCAUUGGUCAAAUAUACGUAAAGCACUCUCAUAAGAUGAAGAAAGUACUUCUCAUCUUUUAGAUUUAGAGUCAUCUCUUGCUAUUUUAGCAUUGUGUAAAUUAAAAAUGAUUAGAAAUACAAUACAACUAUUGAUAUCAGAGAGUAUAAUAUAUUCUUUAUCAAGAACAAGAACUAUUUUAAGUUCCAGUAUUUAUUAUUAAUGAACCAAUUUCAUUGAAUAAUCAAUAGUUACUUCUAGAUUUUUAAACAUCAUAAUUGAAAGUAAUCUGUUACUCUAUUUAGGUGAGGAUACGUAGUAGUAAACUCCCUUAAGAUUUCUUAAUAAACAUUGAAAACACAUCUACUGUCCUUGAACUUAAAUUCAAAAUUUUAGAAGCUUCAAAAGAAAAAACCUGUCGACUUUAUCUUAAUGGCAAAGAAUUAAUAGAUCAAAAUUACUUAGGAAAUUAUAAAAUUACUUCAGGAACAGUACUAAAAUAAUUAACUUAGAUAAUAUAAGCUUUUUUGUGAUUAUAUAUUAAAAAUGGGUGGUAUUAAUUU
Molecule: messenger RNA, 834 nt
Organism: Paramecium sonneborni
Lineage: Eukaryota; Ciliophora; Oligohymenophorea; Peniculida; Parameciidae
Source: the annotation of a GenBank genome assembly